This is a messenger RNA of Mytilus californianus (California mussel), 1089 nucleotides long. RefSeq lists its product as uncharacterized. NCBI's taxonomy places the organism in Eukaryota, Metazoa, Mollusca, Bivalvia, Mytilida, Mytilidae. The coding region runs from base 238 to 1089 and encodes 283 amino acids. The record is from RefSeq and is a predicted model, not a curated record. The transcript is spliced from 3 exons.
GUUCCUGAAAAGGAAGUCAAAAGUUCGUUCACUUCAGCUCCAACAUUAGAGAAAACACAAAUUGUGCAUAGAGAAGAAAAAUGUAGGCAAGAUGAACCUGAUGCCAUAACAGAUGUUUCAAAAUUAGACCAUUAUACGGUUCGAGAAGAUAUUUUAGAAGAAGUAAGAAAAGGUCGAUACAUUAUCGAAAUUGCCCCGUCUGAUCUAAUAGACUUUGGUGGACAGCGGUCAUAUGAUAUGACGCAUCAAUUAUUCAUUCAACAUCGAGGUUCGUUCAUCAUUAUGUUCAAUGGGAGAUAUGAACUGAAAACACCUCUAACGGAAUAUCCCCAAGGUGAUGUCACCUCGGAAUCAUUAAUCAUGCAUUGGAUCAAUUCAAUUCUAACAUACUGUCCAGAAGGGGAUGAUAUAAUGCCGAUGGUUCUCUUUGCAGCAACACACAGUGAUUGCUUCACUCCAGAAGAAGCUCAAAACAGGAAAAUGUAUUUUACGAAAGAAAUUACUGACCUGUUCCGAGAGCACGAACAAAGAAAACAUAUGUUCCUGGAUACAGUAUACUUCAUCAAUGGUACCAAUAAGCAUGACCCAGAGAUCAAGGCUUUGACUCAGCAACUGGUCAGAUUUGCAAUGCAACAGUCGACAUGGGGACAAAAAAGACCAAUGGCAUGGGUGCCAUUAGAAUUACAUAUAGAUAAUAUGAGAUCCCAGAAUAUCAAUGUCAUUACGAGAAAUCAACUCGAGUACAUUAAUAGGCUAAAUGAAGAUCUGGCUCUAACAGGAGGGCAACUAGAAGAUUUCCUUCGGAACCAAGAUGCAACUGGUAAAGUAAUGUACUACAAACAACCUGGCCUGGAAGGGUUCGUCAUCAUACAUACACCAGCACUGGUCAACAUUAUGAGGUCAUUCAUCACGGAUGAGAUGUUCUGGCCAGACAAUGCGGAGCUCAAAGAAAUUCUCCAGAAACUAGUUCUUACCGGAAAUAUAUACAAAAGUGAUCUAUGGAAACUUUGCGGGGACAAGACAACUUCAAUCAAUAUUUGCCGACCGAUGAACUUGCAGCUUUUGUGGCAAAGCUACUUAUACACCUAG